Molecule: messenger RNA, 393 nt
Organism: Aureobasidium melanogenum CBS 110374
Lineage: Eukaryota; Fungi; Ascomycota; Dothideomycetes; Dothideales; Saccotheciaceae
Product: 4-oxalocrotonate tautomerase
Exons: 2
Coding region: 1-393 (130 amino acids)
Source: RefSeq, a predicted model, not a curated record
AUGCCUCUCGUCAAAAUCGACAUGAUCAAAGGUGUGCGCACACCAGAAGAGAUCAAAAAACUAGCAGACGUGGUUCAAGAAAUCAUGCUCGCCAAAUUUGCAGCUCCGCCUCGAGACAGAUAUCAAGUAAUAACCCAACACGAACCCUACGAGCUAAUCUUCGAAGACACUGGCCUGGGCAUCCAACGCACCAACAAACUCAUCCUCAUCCAAAUCUUCCAACAAGGCAGAUAUGCCGAUCAAAAACAAGCUAUUUACGCAGACUUGGCAGAACGUUUGGAAAAGGAAUGUGGAGUCCCAAAGACGGAUUUGGUGGUUAGUUGUUCGGCGAAUACAAAGGAGGAUUGGAGUUUUGGACUUGGAAGGGCCCAGUUUUUGACGGGGGACUUGUAG